Podarcis muralis (Common wall lizard) is the source of this 2325-nucleotide messenger RNA. It is a transcript of the gene CHRNG, whose product is annotated as cholinergic receptor nicotinic gamma subunit. Gene Ontology annotation, biological process: monoatomic ion transmembrane transport. Lineage: Eukaryota; Metazoa; Chordata; Lepidosauria; Squamata; Lacertidae. The record is from RefSeq and is a predicted model, not a curated record. Gene Ontology annotation, molecular function: acetylcholine-gated monoatomic cation-selective channel activity; transmembrane signaling receptor activity. Gene Ontology annotation, cellular component: postsynaptic membrane.
ACCCUCCCAGACACACACACACACACACACUGCUGCUUGGGGUUAGGAAGGACGACUGAUCUGCGCCACUGGCAUGGGUUGGUCUAGCCUGGUCCUCGCCUUCACCUUCCUCACAGACGUUUCCUGAUGAGAUUGAACGGCAGUAAGCACUGCAGAAACAAAAGAAGUGGUCCUGAGCCGAAACCAGGAGGAGAAGCUUCUCAAUGACCUGAUGGCCAACUAUGACCGCAAAUUCCGCCCAGCCAAGGACGAGAGGGACAUUGUUGACGUUUCGGUCAAGCUAACCCUCACCAAUCUCAUCACACUGAAUGAGAGGGACGAGGCUCUCACCACCAACGUUUGGGUAGAACUGAAAUGGCAUGAUUACCGCCUGCAGUGGGAUGCGGCUGAUUACGACAACAUCAAGUGUUUACGAAUCCCCUCCACCAUGGUGUGGCUGCCAGACAUUGUCCUGGAGAACAACAUCGACGGGGUGUUUGAGGUCGCGCUGUACGUCAACGUCCUGGUGUCCCCCGACGGCAGCAUCUCCUGGCUCCCCCCGGCCAUCUACCGCAGUGUCUGCCCCAUUGUGGUCACUUUCUUCCCCUUCGACUGGCAAAACUGCUCCAUGGUGUUCCAGUCACAGACCUACAAUGCCCGUGAAAUCAACCUGCUGUUGACCGUCGAAGAUGAGCAGACAAUAGAAUGGAUCUUUAUUGACCCCGAAGCUUUCACAGAGAAUGGGGAAUGGGCAAUCAAGCACCGGCCAGCCAAGAAGGUUGUGAACGCUCACCACUUCACGCCAGAUGACAUAGGGUACCAGCAGAUCAUCUUCUUCCUCAUCAUCCAGAGGAAGCCACUCUUCUACAUCAUCAACAUCAUCAUCCCUUGCGUGCUCAUUUCCUCGGUUGCUGUGCUGGUGUACUUCCUCCCAGCGAAAGCUGGUGGUCAGAAGUGCACAGUUUCAAUCAACGUCCUCCUGGCCCAGACCGUCUUCCUCUUCCUGAUUGCGAAAAAGGUCCCCGAAACCUCGCAGGCGGUGCCGCUCAUUGAAAAGUACUUAACUUUCCUCUUGGUGGUUACUAUUGCCAUUGUUGUGAACGCUGUCAUUGUGCUCAACGUUUCCCUGAGGACCCCCAACACUCACUCCAUGUCUGCACGGGUCCGGGAGGUGUUUCUGAGGCUGGUGCCACGCUACCUGGGCAUGCACAUGCGGCGUGUCGAUGCACCCGUGGGGAAUCGUCUCGUCCGCCGGCGGAGCUCUCUGGGGCUCAUGGCGAAAGCGGACGAGUACAUGCUGUGGAAGGCGCGGAGCGAGCUCCUCUUUGAGAGGCAGAGGGAGCGUGACGGGUUGGUGAAGAUGCUCCUGGCGCAGAUAGGAGGCAGCUUAGAGAACGGAAGUCCCCAGGAGAUUUGCAACAGUCUGCGCCGUGCUGCUCCGGAGAUCCAGGCCUGUGUCGAUGCCUGCAACCACAUUGCUAAGACUUUGGAAGAGAAGAAGGACUUUGACAGUGAGAAUGAAGAGUGGAUCUUGGUGGGCCGGGUCAUUGACCGCGUCUGCUUCCUCUUCAUGGCCUCCAUCUUCAUUUGUGGGACGCUGGGCGUCUUCCUGAUGGCGCAGUUCAACCAGGCUCCCGCAGAGCCCUUCCCAGGGGACCCUAAGCUGUACCUCCCCUAGGAAUGAGGUGUAGGGGUGGCGGCAGCAGUGGCAGCAGCAGCGGCAACCCCUCAACGGCCACGUGUCGGCGCCGUCUCUCGACUGAAACCUCUGUGCUUGGUGGACUUCUGUGCUGGGGGCCAAUUAUGUCCCAUAGGAAUGCAAAAAGACUCCAUAUCCAUUGGUCCAUCUAUCUCAAUAUGGUCUACACUGGCAGGCAGCAGCUCUCCAGGGUUUCAGGCAGGAGUCUCCUCCAACCCCACCUUUGAAAGGGGAUCUUCUGCAUGCAAACCAUGUUCUUUAUCACUGAGCUCUGGCCCUCCCUCAAAGCCACAAAGCCUUCUUGUUUAAGUUUGUGUCUGCUAAUGUGUUCUAGCAGGUGGGCACACCAGGACUGCCUUUUUGGGUGGCUUGCAGGGUUGCCCAUCAGUGCCUUCCCAGGUUCCUCAGCCAACAGCUGAAGCUAAGAGAGGCAGACAGUAGCUGUUCCCUCCCUGUGAGACCGUUGGAAAAGCUGCAGCCUUAAAGGUAGUCCAUUACCUGGGGCUCGUCCAUUAAUCAGAUAUUUGACUGCCUUCAGGCAGCACUUCAUUCCUCUUCCCCAACAUUUGUGUUGUUGUUUAGUCGUUUAGUCGUGUCCGACUCUUCGUGACCCCAUGGACCAGAGCACGCCAGGCACCUCUGUCCUC